AUGGCCGAAAACAGCUUGGAAGCGAUUCCCGUCUACUUGAAACAGUCGCUUGAUCCUCAAACAGCCAAAGCAGCUGAGAAUCAAUUGAGGUCCUUGGAGCAACAACCUCAGUUUGCUAUUAACCUCUUAAAUGUCAUAGCUGCUACAUCUGUCGAGCCACCAGUUCGCCUAGCUGCAGCCCUAUUCUUCAAAAACCUAAUUCGCCGUCGCUGGGUUAAUGAAGAUGGCGAGUAUUUAUUGCAUGGAGAUGAUGUCCACUACGUCAAGGCGGAGAUCUUAAACAUCAUGGUCAAGUUGCCAAACAACUUGCAAGUGCAACUUGGUGAGUCGAUUUCUAUCAUUGCUGAGCUGGAUUUCCCACACAGAUGGGAGAAUUUGAUUGAUGACUUGGUCGCAAAACUCUCAGGUGAAGAUUUUGUUUUAAACAAGGGUAUCCUUCUAGUUGCCCAUUCGAUCUUUAAGAAGUGGCGUCCCUUAUUCCGUUCUGACGAAUUGUUUUUGGAGAUUAAGAUGGUCUUGGAUAAGUUUGCGGUCCCAUUCAUGGCUUUGCUUGCCCGUACCGACCAACUCAUUGAUGGUGCUAUAGCCCAAAACGACAGAGCUUUGCUUGAAAUUUAUAUGGACUGCUUGCUACUCGAAGUUCAAAUUUACUAUGACUUGAAUUGUCAAGACAUUCCAGAGUUUUUCGAAAACAAUUUGAACGACGGAAUGGCCAUAAUGCACAAAUACUUGAACUUGAAAACAAACUUGGUGGGUGACACUGAUGACGAUGAAGAUGUGGAUGUACUCAUUAAAACUAAGACUGCAAUCAUCCAACUUGUGUCCUUGUAUGUCACUCGUUAUGCUGAAGAAUUCGAUCAUCUUGUGCAGACAUUUAUUACGAGCAUUUGGCAACUCGUUAGUGCCGAGCAUAUUUCAGAACAACAGAAAUAUGACCUUUUGGCCGUUACUGCAUUAAAUUUCUUGUCUUCAAUUGCGCAAAUCCUGAAGUACAAUAGCUUAUUCAACAGCGAACAGGCACUCAGCGAGAUCAUGGAAAAAAUCAUCUUGCCUAAUAUUGCAUUCAGAGAAGCAGACAAGGAACAUUUCGAGGACGAACCAAUCUCCUAUGUGCGUGCUGACUUGGAAGGCACAGAUUUUGAAUCCAGACGUAAAUCUUCAACUGACUUUUUGAGGGAAUUGAAGGAAGUGAAUACUGCUUUGUUGACUACUAGUGUCAUGACUUAUGUCAACCAAUUCUUGUCGCAGCCAAAUUGGGAGAAUAAAGAUAAAGCAAUUUAUUUGUUCUCUUCUCUUGCUGCCAAGGGAUCAGUCACGAAUAUUGGAGUCACGUCCACUAACAUGUUGGUCGAUGUUGUUCAAUUUUUCACUGACAAUAUUGCCUCCUACUUAGUCGGAGAUGCAAAUCCCAUCUUGAAAACUGAUGCCAUCAAGUUUAUCUUAACUUUCCGCAAUCAAUUGACAAAGGAGCAGCUACUAACCACAAUUCCUCUCUUAAUUAACCAUUUGAGAGACCUGAACCCUGUUGUGUACACAUACGCUGCAAUUACAAUUGAUAAGCUUCUCUCAAUGACCGACCUUUCGAACGCAGCCCACGCUCCUGUUUUUAACAAGCAAGAUAUCGGUGGAUCAGUAAACGACAUCUUGGGAAAUUUGUUCUCUCUUAUUUUGGCCACAACCGUUCCUGAAAAAUUGUCUGAAAACGAGUUUUUGAUAAAAUGCGUGAUGCGUGUUCUCAAUACCGCAGAGGACAGUGUUGAUGAGCAAUUUAGAGAGACAAUUAUAAAAAAACUUUUGGAGAUUCUCAGCGUUAUUGCCAAGAACCCAGCCAACCCUCGUUUCACACAUUACGUAUUCGAGAGUUUAGGUUUGUUGGUAAAAUUUAGUCCAAGUAACGAACCAACAACAGCUCAGUCUCUUAUCCAACUUGUUGUUCCGUCUUUACUCCAAAUUCUCAGCGAGGAUGUCCAAGAAUUCGUACCUUAUUCGUUCCAAUUGUUGUCGUACUUACUAGAAAGAUUACCAACUGGACUGGCUUUGCCUGAGCAAUACACGGCUUUAGUGCGGCCACUCUUGCUGCCCGUCGUUUGGGAGUUUAGAGGUAAUGUACCAGGUGUUACAAGGCUACUCAUUGCAAUUAUGGAACGUGACGUCAACCCGUUCACUCAAAAUGAAUUGACCCCACUCUUGGGUGUAUUCCAAAAGCUUAUUGCAUCCAAAACAAAUGACACUUAUGGCUUUGACUUGCUUCAAAGUAUCAUUUUGAACAUCCCUUCAAGCAACUUGUCAGGAUACAUGAACCAAAUUGCUGUCUUGCUUUUAACAAGACUCAAAACUUCCAGAACAGAAAAGUUCAUCAAAAAAUUUGUGUCAUUCCUCACUGCUUUAUGUUGCAUCCCAUUGAACGACAAAUACAAAGGAAGAUCUGAUAUCAAUGCCGACUUCGUUGUUAAAUUUAUUGACUCUGUACAAGCCGGGGUUUUCCGCCAAAUUUUCAAUAGUUUCAUUCUCCCUACUUCUGCAACUUUUGCAAAUUUGCAAGACAAGAAAGUGGCAUGUAUCGGCCUUUCCCAAUUCGUCAUCUCCCAGCUGUUCUCCAGCGAAUACAGCGAUUUAAUUGUUCCCUCAGCAGAACAGUUGUGUACAAACUUGAGCAACUUGAAAGGAGUCGCUGCAAAUUCCCUGAAUAUUGUGGGUAAUACAAUCACUGGAGACGCAAACACAACAUCUGUUGCUAUAAACGAGUUGGAUUUAGAGAGUGCCGCAUAUGGCUCCAACUUCUCAAGAUUAGUCUCAAUACUGAUUAAACCAUUUGAUCCAAUUUCUCAAAUCACAAGCGAGGAUUCAAGGGCAGUUUGCCAAGCGACUGUGUCCAACUUAUCAGGUCUCCUAGGGCAAGGGUUGCUUGGGCAACUUAGCUCUGCAUCGCAAGCCGUUAUUGCCGAAUUUCUGUCCAAAUAG
Messenger RNA from Australozyma saopauloensis, 2961 nucleotides. RefSeq names its product importin-alpha export receptor. NCBI's taxonomy places the organism in Eukaryota, Fungi, Ascomycota, Pichiomycetes, Serinales, Metschnikowiaceae. Gene Ontology annotation, biological process: protein export from nucleus; protein import into nucleus. Gene Ontology annotation, molecular function: nuclear export signal receptor activity; small GTPase binding. The record is from RefSeq and is a predicted model, not a curated record. The transcript has a single exon. Gene Ontology annotation, cellular component: nuclear envelope; cytosol. The coding region runs from base 1 to 2961 and encodes 986 amino acids.